CCCAGCUGGUCUGUGAUCGUGUGUUUCCCAUACACAGUAUAUAUCCAAAGUUACAUUGACCCGUACGGUCGGUAAUUAUCCUCGCGAUCAUGGCUGGAGCAGUGCGCCAGCCCAUUGACAUCCCGUCCUUGGAGCGCUAUCUCGAUCGCAAUGUGCCCGAGAUCAAGACUCCCCUGCAGGUGAAGCAGUUCGGCUUUGGCCAAUCAAACCCCACCUACCUGCUCACCACCGUCGACGGACAGCGUUACGUGCUGCGGAAGAAGCCCCCCGGAAAGCUCCUGUCGAAGACGGCCCACAAGGUGGAGCGCGAAUACAAGAUCAUCCAUGCGCUGGAACAGACCGACGUCCCCGUGCCCAAGACGUACUGCCUGUGCGAGGAUUCCAGCGUCGUCGGCACCCCUUUCUAUAUCAUGGAGUUUCUGGACGGGCGGAUAUUCAUCGAUCCGGCCAUGCCUGAGGUUGGGCCUGAGGAGAGAAAAGCGCUUUGGGAAGACGCCGUGCGGACGCUCGCCAAAUUCCACCGGGUUGUGCCUCAAUCCAUCGGACUGGAGGGAUUCGGAAAGCCGUCUGGGUUCUACGAUCGCCAGAUCGCCACAUUCACCGCGGUGUCCAAGGCACAGUCGCAGGCCGUGGACGUAGAAAGCAAGGAGCCCGUGGGCGAGCUGCCGCACUUCGCAGAAAUGGUGCGGUUCUUCGCCAACAAGGCGACGCAGCCGCAAGACCGAGGCACGCUAGUGCACGGCGACUACAAGAUCGACAACAUGGUGUUCCACAAGACGGAGCCGCGCGUCAUUGGCAUCCUGGACUGGGAGAUGGCGACGGUCGGGCAUCCGCUGUCGGACGUCUGCAACCUGACCAGUCCUUACUUCCUAGACGGAACGGACCACACGGUCGCGAAUUUCCAGCCGGGCGUGACGGCUGGCCUGCCGACGCGGGACGACUGUUUGCGGCUGUAUGGCCAAGUGGCCGGCUGGAACCCCGUGCCGGACAUCAUCUGGGGGGAUGCCUUCUUCCAAUGGCGGAGUUCGGUCAUCAUGCAGGGGAUCAAGGCCCGGCAUGCGCUGAGACAGGCCAGCAGUGCGCGGGCGGCGGAGUACGCGCAGAAGACGACCCCGUUUGCGUUGGGAGCUUGGGAGCGCGUCAAGCAGGCUCAGGCGGCGGUGCGCCAGAAGGGCAAGCUCUAG
Molecule: messenger RNA, 1184 nt
Organism: Aspergillus campestris IBT 28561
Lineage: Eukaryota; Fungi; Ascomycota; Eurotiomycetes; Eurotiales; Aspergillaceae
Product: phosphotransferase family protein
Exons: 3
Coding region: 90-1184 (364 amino acids)
Source: RefSeq, a predicted model, not a curated record